GCGCAUGCGCAGUCAAUACAGGAAGUGGACGCUGUAACUGUUGCUGCUGCUGCUGCAGUUCCCCAGCGAGUGGAGCGUCCAAGCGGCAGCUGCUUUCCAGUUUCUCAUCGAGUUUAAAGUCUAAAUCUUUGCAAAGAUGAUUUCUCUUACUGACUCACAAAAAAUCGGGAUGGGACUGACGGGCUUCGGAGUGUUCUUCCUGUUCUUUGGGAUGAUUCUGUUUUUCGACAAGGCACUCCUCGCGAUUGGAAACAUUCUGUUUGUGGUGGGCCUGGCGUUCGUCAUCGGCCUGGAGAGGACCUUCAGAUUCUUCUUCCAGAAGCACAAGAUGAAGGCCACCAGCUUCUUCCUCGGGGGCGUGUUUGUCGUGCUGAUCGGAUGGCCAAUCGUCGGAGUGGUGCUGGAGUUUUACGGCUUUUUCCUUCUGUUCAGGGGUUUCUUCCCAGUGGUUAUCGGUUUCAUCAGGAGGAUACCCAUCCUCGGCUCCUUGUUGAAUCUGCCCUUCAUCAGUGGGCCUUCGUAACUCUGAGUGGACAGUGAGCAGUCUCGGUCAGUCACUGCUGCUUUCCCUCCUGCAUGUGCGCACGAACUCACCCUGUCUGAGAUCAUUACAUCACUUCCCCUCAGGUCACAUGCUCACGUUGUACAUUUAUACCACAGCGCUGUUCAGUUCUGGAUUCUGAUUGGCCGGACGGAAAUGGCUAUGUUAAUGGGUUAUGUUAACGUGCUCGUUCUAAUACGGUAUCGUUUCUAUGGUAACAGCUCCUUCACAGAGACGUGUACAAUUAAACGGAUCGACGGUUGAUGAAGUGACGUUUUCUUAAAGUUAGGAGAUGUCGGUUUAACAUUAUUGGAAGGAGUCUCCAGUGUCAAGAACAUUAAAAAGUAACUAUAAAUGGAUAAAAAUCAUGAUCAUCAUUUAUUAAUAAGUUUAAAAAUACAUAUUUUAUCAAAUUGCUGUGGUAUAACUGGUGGAGGAAUAAACACACAUGUCCUGUUACAGGAAAGUAAUCAACUUUGGUGUGGUAACAGUAACUCAGAGUAGCUUCAUCACACCAAAGUUGAUUGUUUUCCUGUAACAGCACACCCCCAUGUUAGUGACGUUAUACGUUUACCCUAUAUACUUUCUGAUUUUCAUCAACAGCUCUCCGUUCAUUCAUUUCAGUCCAUCCCAUUGGUGUGAAAAAUCCUGUACUCUUUUUUUGUUUACA
Pangasianodon hypophthalmus (striped catfish) is the source of this 1211-nucleotide messenger RNA. RefSeq names its product golgi transport 1Ba (gene golt1ba). Gene Ontology annotation, biological process: retrograde transport, endosome to Golgi; endoplasmic reticulum to Golgi vesicle-mediated transport. NCBI's taxonomy places the organism in Eukaryota, Metazoa, Chordata, Actinopteri, Siluriformes, Pangasiidae. The record is from RefSeq and is a predicted model, not a curated record. Gene Ontology annotation, cellular component: membrane; endoplasmic reticulum. The coding region runs from base 137 to 523 and encodes 128 amino acids. The transcript is spliced from 5 exons.